Strongylocentrotus purpuratus (purple sea urchin) is the source of this 4090-nucleotide messenger RNA. RefSeq lists its product as uncharacterized. Bases 61 to 3573 code for a protein of 1170 amino acids. The transcript has 5 exons. Lineage: Eukaryota; Metazoa; Echinodermata; Echinoidea; Camarodonta; Strongylocentrotidae. The record is from RefSeq and is a predicted model, not a curated record.
GGAGAGACAGAGGGCCACCUACAUGAAAGAGAGAUUCUAGGACACCAACAAGAAGGAGAGAUGGAGGUCCACCAACAAGAAGGAGAGACAGAGGGCCACCAGCAAGAAGGACAGACACAAGGACAUGAACAAGAAAGAAGGACUCUAGGACACCAACAAGGAGAAGACAUACAUAUAUACCAACGAGGAAAGACACAGGUCCACCAACAAGAAGGAGAGACUCUAGGACACCAACAAGGAGGAGAUACACAUGUCCACCAAAAAGGAGUGACAGAGGACCACCAACAAGAAAGAGGAACACAAAUCCAUCAACAAGGAGAGACACAAGUCCACCAAAAAGGAGUGACAGAGGACCACCAACAAGAAAGAGGAACACAAAUCCACCAACAAGGGGAGACACAAGUCCAUCAACAAGAAAGAGAGACUCUAGGACACCAACAAGGAGGAGAUACACAUGUCCACCAACAAGGAGAGACACAUGUCCACCAACAAGGAGGAGAUACACAUGUCCACCAGCAAGAAGGAGAGACAGAGGGCCACCAACAUGAAAGAGAGACACAAGUCAACCAACAAGAGAUAGGGACUCUAGGGCAUCAACAAGAAAGAGGAACACAAAUCCACCAGCACAGGGAGACACAACAAGAAAGAGGGACUCUAGGACACCAACAAGAAGGAGAGAUGCAGAUUAAUCAGCAAGAAGGACAGACACAAGGACACGAACAAGAAAGAGGGACUAUAGGACACCAACAAGGAGGAGACAUACAUUUCCACCAACAAGAAGGAGAGACACAGGUCCACCAACAAGAAAGAGGGACUCCAGGACUCCAACAAGGAGAGACACAAGGACACCAACCAGUCGAAGGAGAGUUCAAAGGAUUAGAACAAUCUGAGCAUCCACAAAACUGUGUAUCUCCAUCAAGUUGUUCCUCAGAUGAGGAAGAGCAGUACACACGCCCAAGAAGGUUCAUCUACCCUAACCUAUCUAAAUCAUCAAGUGAACUCCAAAAUCAUUUUGACAGUGAUGAAUCUGACCUUGAUCCAACAUAUCGACCAGAGGAGGGUAGCAACGAGGAAUACAGCAGUGAUGAUGAGGCAACUCUUGAGAUUCAUCCAAGAAAUGUUCAAGUGCGCAAGAGACCAUCUUCUGUUAUAUCUACACCAGAUGAAAAACCUACAAAGAUUUAUAAACAGUGCCUUCCAGGAUCAUUUUCAGGGCCAGAAUUGCCACAUCAGAAAACCAAUGAUAAUAUGGAAACGACACACAAACACGAGGACAAGAAAACAAGGUACAAGAAGCCAUCAAGGCCAUGCCCUUUCUGCAACAAAGCUUGUGGUGAAAAGCUCUCGAGACACAUUUGUUUGGUACAUAAGGAUAAGGAGCAGGUGAAAUCUGCCAUGCAGCUGCCAAAGCGGGAGAGAGACAAGGUGUUCUCAAAGUUCAGGAAGGAAGGCAUAUACCAAGUAAAUAGAGAACGUAUGAAAGAUGACAACCCCAUUUAUGAAAGAGAAAAGUUACCAAAAUCAGGGAAUGAUGACAACCUUAAAAUGUGCAGUAACUGCAAGGGCUUUUACAGCUCACAUUUCUUCUGGCAUCACAGGAAAGUUUGCCAAGGUGAUAUAUGCACUCCAUCUGAAGGAGUACCAGUAAACCUCAUGGAAGGGAAAGAUCCAGUGUAUCAAAAACACCCAGACUUUGUCACUGACAUACUUAGUAGAUUCCAGAAUGAUGACGUUGGGAAUACGUGUAGAACGGACAAAGUGAUAGUUAAUGUUGGACAUCGACUGUGGACUAAACACAGAUCCAAAAAAGACAAGAAACUUGAAGUAAGAAAAUCAGUUAUGGCUGAUAUGAGAAGACUUGCCACCUUAUACACUGAGUUUAAGAAGAAACACGAGGUUCAUGGGACUGCAGAUCUCACAAUGGGACAUGCUGGAGACAUGUUCAGUAGAGAGCACUUCGAAUCUUUGACAGAGGCAAUCCAGACGCUCACUUAUGAUGAAACUGAAGGCAAACUAAAGCCAGGACUGAAACUCUGCUUGUACUUUGUGCUGAAAAAAGCUAGCAAAAUCACUAAAGCUAGUUUUCUUGUAUCCAGGCUAGAUGAAGAUGCAUCUGAGAUUGACAAGUUCGUAGAGAUUCUUGACUUGAACCAGAAUUUGAUUUUUGGGGAUGCACACUACGAAAUCCAAAAGAAUCGCCAAGUGCGUUUGAGGAAGCCUGCAGAGCUCCCGCUUGAGGCUGACAUUGAAGCAUUGAAGACAUACACUCAAAAGAAAGUCACAGAAAUCAUCUCUGAUGAGUUCCUGGUUUGGGAUUCUCACACAUUUGUAGAGUUACGAGAUCUGACUUGCUCGCGAUUGACAUUGUGGAAUGCAAGGCGUGGUGGAGAACCCAGCAGGCUUACAACCGAAGAAUGGAGAGAUGCAGAAGAGGGUGUAUGGAUGCAGAAAGACAAGAUUCAUGAAGUUAAAAAUCCAGCCCAUCAGGAACUUUUAUCUCAGCUCAAGAUAUGCUACCAGACUGGGAAGGGCACUAAUCGCUUGGUUCCAGUCCUGUUCCCAAGAGACACUGUGAAACCUGUGCAACUUCUAUGUGAUCAGGAAAUCCGGCAUACAGCAGGAAUAAGACCUGAUAAUAAGUACAUAUUCGCUUGUACUCAAAUGUCUCAUGACCAUGUUGGAGGGUGGCAUGCUCUAAAGAAUGUCUCAGACAACAUCAGCCUUUCGUCCAACGUUACGGUGAAUGCCACCAAGAACAGGCACAGAGUGUCUACAAUUUACGCAUCCCUCGACUUGCCUGAUGCUGACUUGGAACUAUUUUACCGGCAUAUGGGACACUCCUCUACAAUCAAUCAAACAAUCUACCAGACCCCACUUGCCAUCCAAGAAAUCACCCGAGUAGGGAGUCAUCUCCAUCAUAUAGAUAUAGGAGGAAUGAGGGCACGCAAAGAAUCUGAAGCGUCUGAUGACGAUGGCUGCUCAAGUGCACCAGCGACCUCAAAGGAUGGCUGCUCUACAGCACGGGUGAACUCUAAACAUGACGACUCAACUCUAACGGUGACCUCUGAGGAUGGCAGCUCAACUACACCAGCGACCUCAAAGGAUGGCUGCUCUACAGCACGGGUGAACUCUGAGCAUGGCAACUCAACUCUAACAGUGACCUCUGAGGAUGGCAGCUCAACUACACCAGCGACCUCAAAGGAUGGCUGCUCUACAGCACGGGUGAACUCUGAGCAUGGCAACUCAACUCUAACAGUGACCUCUGAGGAUGGCAGCUCAACUACACCAGCGACCUCAAAGGAUGGCUGCUCUACUACAACAUUGACCUCUGGGGAUAGGUCUUCAGCCCGAAGGUACAACCGCUGGUCAAAGCAGGGAAGCAAGCAGUGCAAGCAGUAUUUCUCUGCAGCAAUCAAACAAGGGGAACCAUUACCAGGGAGGAAGGCCUGCACCACUUUCCUGCAAAGACAUCAAAUCACCAUGGAAUGGCAGGCGGUAAGAAAUAAGGUGAUGAACGAAAGGAAUAAAGCAAAGAAAAACUUUGAUGACAGAGAGAGGAGCUUCCUAAACUAAUAAUAUUAGUUGGGUCAGAUCAUAUGGUCUGAUUAACAUCUUUUGUUGCCUUUUUUGGCACAAUACAUGUACCUUCACCUGUAUAUUCCAGUAGGUAUGUGGCUUCUAAAUGAAUAUUCAUGAAAGAGCUUGCACAAGGACUCAUCCUCGUUUUGUUUCAGUGUCAAGCCUUGUCCUUUAUCUGCACAUGCGCAACCUGUAACUUGCUCUAAUUUGUGAUAGAGCUGAAUUGAUGAAAGUCUAAUAUGGUGGGCAAAGAGGUCAGUUGAAACAUUGGUGUAAUGAUGAUUAAUGAGCCUGAAUGAAGUUAGUUUAUUUCGGUUUUCCCUGCCAUUGACUUAGUGUAUGUAUUUAAAGAAAGUGCUAAAUGGUUAUAUAGUGGACAUUUUGUAACCUGGAUGUAUGCAAGUUAAAUGAAUAUUAAAGGUAAUACAAAGUUUUGGGAAUAUUUCACUAGGGUCGGAGAAUAACGUUUAAAUUUUCAUUAUCAUUGUAAAACCUUGUGUACGAAAAACCG